UAAAAUUUAGAUAUUUACAUAAUUGUGUUUUAAAUAUAUAUAAAAAUAUUUCUAAAUUGUGUUGUUGUUGUACUUUUCCAUUGACAUAAUUUUGGUAAGUGAAAUUUCUUAACUUUCAGGCAACUUCCCAAUCUGAUCAGAUUCCAAAGUUCGUAUCUUUUUCUCAAAUUUCUUUCCAAAAACCCUAGAAGAAAAAAAACCAAGGUCAUCUCUUCCGUCAACGGCCGAUUCUACUUCUACUUUGCCAUUAGCACAAGAGUUGGUGUUGGAUUCCUGGAGAGCAAAACAAAAGAUGUUGGAGAAGAUUGGGCUUCCAGGAAGGCCAUCACUUCGAGGGAACAGUUGGGUGGUGGAUGCUUCCCACUGUCAGGGAUGUUCUGCUCAGUUUACUUUCAUCAAUCGCAAGCAUCAUUGCCGAAGAUGUGGGGGUUUGUUCUGCAGUAGUUGCACCCAGCAAAGGAUGGUAUUACGUGGACAGGGCGAUUCACCUGUGCGUAUUUGUGAACCUUGCAAAACUCUAGAGGAGGCAGCACGGUUUGAACUCCGCCAUGGACACAGGAGCAGAGUUGGGAGAGGUAGUUUAAAAUCAACAUCAAAGUCCGAGAAUGAAGUCUCAAAUCAGAUUCUAAAUGAUGAAAAGAAGGAAGCUCUUGCAUCGGGACUUGGUUCAAGCAGUAAACAAUUGGUGUCUAGUCCUCAAGGAGCAGCAAGGUCAAAUACCGAAGUUUUCAAUUUGGACGGGGAGGGGGAAUUAUGUAGAAGUCAAUCUAUUGAUGAGUUUGGUUCUUCAUCGACCGAGAAGGAAGCUGCAAGUCCUGAUGAUUUGCGCCAGCAAGCUUUGGAUGAAAAGAAGAUGUAUAAGCAAUUAAAAGGAGAAGGGAAAUCUGAUGAAGCACUAAAAGCUUUUAAAAGAGGAAAGGAGCUUGAAAGGCAAGCUGAUGCGUUGGAGAAAAAUUUGAGAAAAAAUCGUAGAAAGGUUUUGCUUUCUGGGAAUGCCGAGGAGAUUCAGAUUAAAGAUGUUCUUGGUGAGUCUAGAAAAAGGAAUAGGGUUGGUCAUUCUGAGGGUAAAGAGAAAGAUGACCUUGCGGCCGAGCUUAGAGAACUUGGGUGGUCCGAUAUGGAUCUGCAUAGUGAAGACAAAAAAGUAACAAAUUUGACUUUGGAAGGUGAAUUCUCUUCUCUCUUAGGUGAAGUCUCAGUGAAGGGCGCCGGAAAAAGUAAGGGUGCUAAUUUGAUAGACAAAACUCAGGUUGUUGCACUUAAAAAGAAAGCACUUGCACUAAAGCGAGAAGGAAAAUUGGCGGAAGCAAAAGAAGAAUUAAAGAGAGCUAAAGUUUUAGAAAAGGAACUUGAAGAACAGGAACUUCUCGGUGAGGCUGAAGAUUCUGACGAUGACCUUUCGGCAUUGAUUCGUAGUAUGGAUAGCGAUAAACAAGAUCUAUAUUCUGAUCCAAUUGAGCAAGAACAUGGUUUUGAUUUUAACAGUCUUUUAGGUGCUGCUGAUGAUCAGAUUAUCGAUAGUAGUUUUGAUGUGACGGAAGAGGAUAUGGAAGACCCUGAGAUGGCUGCUGCUUUAAAAUCAUUAGGAUGGAGUGAAGAUUCUGUUAAUUCUGAUAUUUCAUUUGACAAGGAAGCGCUAUUAAGUGAAAUUCUAUCUUUGAAAAGAGAGGCUGUGAAUAAAAAACGAGCAGGUAAUGUUUCUGAGGCAAUGAAUCUGUUAAAGAAGGCAAAACUACUCGAAAGAGACCUUGAAGGCUUUGAGCCUCGAAAAGGAAACGUUGCCCAUGAACCUGCAAGAGUUCAAAAAGAUUCAAAUGAUCUAAAUGCUCAUGCAGCUAAAGACACAGAUUCCAAAAUCGCACCCAAGAGUAAGUUAAUGAUUCAAAAAGAGCUUUUGGGAUUGAAGAAGAAGGCUCUUGCGUUAAGGAGGGAAGGGCGGUUGGAUGAGUCUGAAGAAGAAUUAAAGAAAGGCAAGAUUCUUGAACAUCAACUUGAAGAAAUGGAAAAAGGUUUAAAUGUGAAGAAUAAGUCUGUGGCUGUUCAUACUAAGGGCCCGACUUCAGUUAAUGAGAAUCCCGAAGAUGAGAUGGAAGAUAACAUAUCUGAUCAAGAUAUGAAUGAUCCAACUUAUCUUUCACUUCUGAGGAAUUUGGGUUGGAAAGAUGAAGACAAUGACCUUUCACCAGAAUCCAAAGGAAGAAAUGCAAGUGGAUCCUCUGUACCUCAAGCUGCACCAGUCCAUGUUAAGGUACCGAAGAGAAGCAAAGCUGAAAUGCAGAGGGAGCUUUUGGGUUUGAAAAGAAAAGCCUUGGCUUUGAGGCGCCAAGGAGAGAGUGAGGAGGCAGAAGAAGUGUUGAGAAUGUCGAAAGCCUUGGAGGCACAGAUAGCCGAGAGUGAAUCACUAGGAAAAGAUUUUCAGCCCAAUAGUCAGGCAGAAGCUAUUACAAAAUCUCCGGUUGGAAUUGCUGAUGACGAAGCUGGUGAUGCAGUGGAUAUCACGGAAUCAGAUAUGCAUGACCCAGAGAUGCUAUCAGUUUUAAAGAAUUUGGGGUGGACUGAUGAUGAACAAGAUGCUGCAACGGUGCAUGAAAAACGAGAAGAUAACACGUCUCUUAUUCAAUCUUCUCCUCCACUUGCUGCUCCUGCUCGAAGAAGUAAAGGCGAGUUACAAAGGGAACUUUUGAAUUUGAAAAGAAAGUCACUUGCAUUGAGACGGAAGGGAGAAAUUGAAGAAGCGGAAGAAUUGCUGAGGAGUGCAAAGGUUUUAGAGAUUCAAAUCGAAGAACUGGAAGCCCCAAAACAGGCGCAUCUACAUGAAGCUUCAAAAGAUGAGAAACCUCAGAAAAAGAAUGAAAUUGGUGACUUAGAAAUAAGCAGGAGGAUGUCUCGAGAAACAUCCGGCCGUGUUGAUUUAUCGAUUGAUAAAAGUAGCAUGGGAAGUGAUUCUGCCAACCAUCCAUCACAGCUAAUUGUGGAAGACCAAAUGAUAUUAGGUGAAAUGGGAACACCGAACCACACGGGAUUAAAGGGUACUAGCAUUCAUCCGCAGAGUGAUUUGAUGAACUUGACAGAUUUCUUGACAGGAGAUGAUUGGAGUGGUUCCCAAAUGGCUAAUGAAAAACAAAUGGAUGGAUUAAAUGAUAGUUCUACGAGAGACACGACGAGAGGGCAUGAUAUAAAACAUGAAAAACGAGGAGUCGUUGAGAAACCACAUCCUCAUGGAUCAAAGUUUACUGAGCAACAUGCACCUGUGGCUAGAGAAGCUAGUGUUAGAAGUGAAAAACAAGAAAGUAGAGUUGCCAAAGAUGAGAAGCCGAAUUUUUCUGAUGCAGGUAGUGUCAAAGAACAUGCUUCUCAGAUCAAUGAAGCUACCCUUAAGCAAGACAUUUUGGCUCGUAAGAGAAAAGCACUUGCUUUAAAGAGAGAAGGGAAAUUAACAGAAGCUCGAGAGGAACUUCGACAAGCAAAGUUGUUGGAGAAGCAUCUCGAGACAGACAAUACCAAAUCGAUAGCAAAUCCAGCAGCUGAGUCAGUUUCUACACCUAGUGUUUCUCCCGUUGCCCAAAAAGAGCUCAGUACAUCAAACAAUGUGUCAAAACCAAAACCAAUUUCUAGCCGUGAACGCUUCAAGUUGCAACAGAAAUCCCUUGCUCACAAGCGUCAGGCUUUGAAGUUGCGAAGAGAGGGUAGGACUGAAGAAGCAGAUGCUGAGUUUGAAUUGGCUAAGGCACUGGAGACCCAAUUGGAGGAGUUGUCAGCGAACGAGUCCAUCAAUUCAGGUGUCGAUGGCUUAGAUACUGAUAAAGAUGUGGGUGUUGAGGAUUUUCUUGAUCCUCAACUUUUGUCUGCUUUAAAAGCAAUUGGAAUAGAAAACACGAACAUGUCGCCACAAGUUCCUGAUAAAAUACAGUCUUCGAAACCAAAUGUUGGCACGAGUAACAACUCUAACCAAGAAAGAAUUCAACUAGAAGAACAGGUAAAAGCCGAGAAGAUGAAGGCAUUGAAUUUGAAACGAUCGGGAAAGCAAGCAGAGGCCUUGGAUGCCCUUCGAAAGGCCAAACUUCUCGAAAAGAAGCUGAAUUCCUUUGCAUUGCAAUAAAGAGCUGCUGAGACUACAGUGACUCUAGCAAAUUGAGGUGACAAAAUCCAAGCCAUGAAACCAUCUCUUCCAUAAUAACAGUCUUAAUAAUUUUGGUAUGAAGUGUACUACUCUUUGUGAUGUUUAUACAUAUAUGUGUAUAUUAUAUACAUGAUAUCAGUAAAUGAAUUGCUUGAAUUCAGCAACAUUUCAUUGACUUAUGUAUUUGUGUGCAGUGUAUAUUAUAUUCAUGUAUCAUUUGGUGUAAUUGAUAUAGAGAAAUAUUGAAGGGUAUUACCACCAAAUAUCUUAUGUAUGACUUCAUAUUGUUACUUGUGUAAUUUAAAGUUUUUGCAUAUUUAAGUUUAA
Molecule: messenger RNA, 4447 nt
Organism: Cannabis sativa
Lineage: Eukaryota; Viridiplantae; Streptophyta; Magnoliopsida; Rosales; Cannabaceae
Exons: 5
Coding region: 293-4099 (1268 amino acids)
Molecular function (GO): metal ion binding; protein binding
Source: RefSeq, a predicted model, not a curated record